Molecule: messenger RNA, 4407 nt
Organism: Schistosoma bovis
Lineage: Eukaryota; Metazoa; Platyhelminthes; Trematoda; Strigeidida; Schistosomatidae
Source: the annotation of a GenBank genome assembly
AAAAGCGGCUGUUUUGUGGCUUGCGUUAUAUAUUACUUGAUAUUCAAACUUAUCAUAUUAAAGUGUUGUUCAAGAUUCCCUGAGACAAGAAUAUUCCAUUUAUCCUAUUUAGUUAAUUUAUUCGAUUGUAAUUAAGUAGAACUAUGGGUUGUGUUUAAAGUUUGUUGAUUGUAAUUGCCAUUUACAAUAAAUUAAUUUCUUUGUAUAAAUUAUCCAAUUAAGAUUAUUCUUAUAUAAAACUAUCAUCCUUUUGUUUGUAAGACAUGAGACUUCCGUUUGCUUAAAAAGUACCUUAUUUACUGUCGAUUAGCUGAACUUAGUCCUCAGUUCAGCCUAUGUCAACUGUCAGCAGAAGUUAGACGAACUAUGUUUGUGUCGCGGUUAGCACUUGUAUCAAAGGGAGUGCCCAAAAUUAUUCGUCUAUGUGGCAAGAAAUUUGCGUACAAAAUAAAUACAAAAGAACAACAGUGUUAUAAAACAUUACUUUCCGAAACCUGGGAAUCGGUUUCUCAUCAGCAUUUUCCAAAUGCAGAAUCCUCAACAGUUUUAGAAGACAGAAAUGCAGAUGAUCUUCCUGUUCAGAGUUCCAGGAGUCAAACUACGGACUUUACAAGGACCCUUGCCCCAGAGGAUUUGAACAAAAUUUAUUCUGACGAAGAUCCAUCAUUGCCGUUUUUGUCUAUUACAUGCUCAGGAUGUGGAUCACCGUUACAUAGUAAAGCUGCAGGAUAUCCAGGUUUCAUACCCUCGACCGAAUAUAAAAGCAUUAUGUCCAGUACGGGGCGGUCACUUUCUCGUUCUAAAUACAGAAAACCUGUGCUCACUCUUUGUGUACGUUGUAAUCUACUUCAAAAACACACUGAAGCGUCGAAAGAAACAAUAAAUGAGUCGUCUUUUCUGACUAAAGUAACCCAGGAAAUACAAAAAUACGAAGAUGCGGUUUUAAUCGUUAUUGCCGAUGUGGUUAACCUUCCACAUUCUUUGAUUCCGGAAUUACAUACAGAAUUAAAGGGCAAAAGGUAUGUGCUCGUUGGUAACAAGGCUGACCAGUUACCAGGUGAUGGACCGCAUUUCAUAGAGAGGUGGUGUUCAGCGUUGUUGGAAGCAGCGAUUUCGAGGAGCAAAAUACCAGAAGAGAAUAUUAAUCACAUCUCCAUUAUUAGUGCAUUGACUGGUUAUGGUAUACCAGAACUAAUCGACUUCCUGUUAUCUAAACGUUUUCAUUGUAAAAGUCCAAUAUAUUUGAUAGGUUCUACAAAUGUCGGAAAGUCUAGUUUAUUCAAUCGUUUAUUAUUGUCAGAUUUAUGUAAAUCAGAAGCCAAAGAAUCUAUUCAUCGAGCUACAAUAUCUUCGUGGCCAGGUACUACAAUGGGCCUCUUAAGUUUUCCAUUAACCUUAAUGAAUUCAGCUAAACGUGGUCAGCGUAUACAAUCACGUUAUGAACAAUCAUAUCAAAAGACUAUACAAAAUAGAGAAUGCAGUUCAUCACAUGGUUUCCGAUAUUUGAAACCAAAAGAAAUUGUUUCUGGUAUUUGUGACAAACGGUCGGCAAACUAUUAUGCAGCAAAAAAGGCUCGUGAAACGCUGCCGGAUUUGUCUACUAUGCCAACAUACACAUGGAAACCUAAUGAAAAUUCAAAUUCCAACAAAUCUGGGAUUUGUGUUGGUAGUGAGUUCGGAUUAGAACAGUUGGCUUCUGAGUUAUUUCCUGGAGAUAUUUUCAUUGACAAAGCUUCUUGGGAUGGAGAUCAAAGUACUCGAUUACUAACAAAUAUAUUGAAUCCAAGAUAUUUCAAUGAUCGUGCAUGGUGUUAUGAUACUCCAGGUGUUUUUUGUAAAGACCAGAUUCUUAACUAUCUCUCAUCAAAAUUAUUACAUUCUAUGACUAAUUACAAAUCAGAGGGAACUGGUAUUUUCCACUUACCGAAUGGUGUAAAUAAUAAAGUUUUAAUUCCUCGUACAUUCGUCAUGCGGCCAGGUUUGACACUUUUAAUGGGAUCACUUGGUCGUUUAGAUGUUUUGAAAGCUCCAAGUUCUGUUUAUUUUACCACUUUUUCUCAUCUUCCAAUUCAUAUUGUAUCUACAAAAGAAGUUGAUGAGUAUAAAAGUCGAUUUUUCAAAUUUCUUAUGCCAAAAAUUAAAAAUAAUUCUGUAAAUACUGAUAAUAAUUAUAAUAAUACAGCUGGACCUUGUGGUUUACUACCACCAAUGCAAUCAAAAAAUCUUGAUCCUAUUGAAACUGUACCUAAUUUAGAUCAGUCCAACAUAGAUGUUGUUUUAUCCGGAGCAGGAUGGAUCAGUGUAGCUGGUUUAUCAAAGACCAAUCAGAAAUUACUAGAUGAGAAAGAUUCAGAAGAAAUAUCUACUGAAAACAGUGUUGUUGAUGAUGAUAACGAUAAUAAUAAUAAUGAUGAAUUGUUUUGUGCUGAUAUCUUAUUAACAGCAUGGACUCCUGGAGCUUUAGGCAUUUCAUUAAGAAAGCCUUUAAUUCCAUAUGCAAUUAAACGUCGCGGUCAUCGUUUAAAAUGGUUAAGAGAAUUCUCAGGUAUUCGAUGAUCUUUAUAGUUGUGAUUAGUUUUUCUGUUGACUCUGUAAAAUAAAUAAAUAAACUUCUAUCACUCAGAAUUUAGUUUUUUUUAUUGUUUUAAGAUUAGUAAGUAUUUGGUUGGAGACAUUUUUUUCUUUAGUUGUAGGCGUUUCAGUAACAUGCUCAAAAGUUGUUCCCAGAUUAUCGACUCAUUAAUAGCCAUUUGUGUUAUGGUAUUCUAAUUACUUUGGAAUUUGUUGAUUAUUUAAAUGUCUCUUUAUUUCCUAAAUUCAUUUCAUUCUAUCGAGUUUAUGAAAGAAAUGCGUGUAUUUUAUGUGUUUGGCGAAACAACUGGCAGAUCUGUCUAAAAUGCGAUCUGGGUCAAUACAUGAGGACUGGAAAAGAUCAUAGACACACGAAUGCAAUAUAUUCAAAUAUAUGAAUCGAGUACGUAAUCAUGUACUUAACACUUAUCCUUUAAUUCAAAUACCACAGUCUUCGAAACCGAAUACCGUGUGAUGUCUAACUAAAAAUGAUAAAUAACAUAGCAUCUAAUUAGAAGUAUUACAAUUGUAACACUACUAAUAAUAAUGUAUUUUCUAAAAAACAAUUAUGGAAUACAUCUGAAUUUUCAUCCACAAUUACCGUAAUGCCAUAAAAAAUUUACUGAUAUUUCAUCAUACAUCUUGUACACAAUUAAAUAAAUGAGAGAUUGUAAAUACGAGAAGUAUUAUUGCUUAUAGUGGGGUAUUUGUAGAAUAUAAGAAGAUAACCAGGAAAGUCGUACGUGACGUUCAGCAAUGUUCAGCAGUUUCUAUAAACUUUUCCUAUUUUGAAGACCGUUGACUCAUUUAAAAAAUUGCUUUUAUAGUAAUGGUUGAAUGUUUUUCUUCAAGAAUCCUUUGGAAGUUUAUGUAGAGGUGGAAAUUUGAUAGGAGCAACAAAUGCAUCAAACGAUCGUUAAGUUAAUUAAUCUCAUUUAAGCCACUGGUAACCAGAAUACUGGUGCGAAUGUAGUAUUCUGUAACUUAGCUUGCGUUCCAGUGAACAACUAAACAUGAUUAUUACAAUGAUAAGCAAAGUACUAUAAAGUAUAUUCUUUAACCCUAAAAACCUCUAUUUUGUGUUCCAUAGUUCUUUAAUAUCAUACCUAUUCAUGAAAUAAAUCAUGUUCAGACAGGAACUCCAAGUACACAUCUCGUUUGCGGUAUUGGAUUCAAAUAACUAUAAAUUUUAUGAAUAUACCCAGAAAUAGUACCUAUGAAGGUUAUGCUUUAAUUGUCAAGACAUCGUUUAUAUCGGCAUGUGUUAUUGAUUAGAAGAGAAGAUAGACGCACAAAUCUGGGAGUGACAAAUUUUCAACGCAACACUAGUUUCUAACUUCUCUUACUGUUGCUGUUAUGUAGUGCAAAAUACUUCCAGAGUAAACUACCCGAGUUGAUAGGAACCAGUAGUCGCGGAUUUUUUAUGUUACGUUUAAAUUCCUAUCACAAUCGUGCAAAUACAUUCUUCGUUUUAAAUCCUCAGUAGCUCACUCCUAUUCUCCUUUUCCUCAACUAAUGUCGUUUGUCUUUUCUCGGAUAAAUGAUUUUUUUUUCAAUGUUUUUGCAAGUUAUAACACAAUGAACUAAUAUCCCAUAAAUUUACGUUCUUUAGUACUAUCUAUCAGAUUCUGUCAACCUUUCUGAUAACUCUUGCUAAUUGAACGCUGUAUUCGCUUCCUAAGCUAUUCUCGUAACCCUAAAGCUAGAACUACACAGCGACCUGAGCACGAGAGAAAAGGCGCAAAAUAUGCGAGAAGCACUCUACUCCAGAGGUUCGUUUUAGUACAGAAAGUAUAGGGUUUUUAUAGUAUUUUAGAAGUGUUUGGGUUUCCCGAA